Messenger RNA from Adineta steineri, 234 nucleotides. Lineage: Eukaryota; Metazoa; Rotifera; Eurotatoria; Adinetida; Adinetidae. The record is from the annotation of a GenBank genome assembly.
AUGAAAAUCUUUCCAAAUAAUAUUCAUGAUGAAAGAAAUGAAUAUAAUAAUCAUCAUUAUUCAUUAAGUAGUAAAAAUCCAAUAUUAUCAAGAAAUUUAAAUGAAAAUAAUCGUUUAUUAAAUAAUGAAAAUGAAAAUGAACAUUCGAAUAUUUUAUUAUCAUCAUCAAAAGUAAAAUGGAUUGAUGCUGUCCGAACAGUAACACAAUUAAAUCAAGUAAGAAAUAAAUGUUAA